AUGCGGUUUCUUUGCCUGCAUGGUUACGCGACAUGCGUUGAUGUUCUAAAAGAAAUGAUGGAACCAAUAAUAGAGCAUCUGCCGAGUCACUGGGAAUACGAGUAUUUGGAAGCAGACAUGGAGUGCUCUAAACUUAUGAUUCCCACCAUGGAUCAAAUCCCCCCACCAAACUACUCCUGGCACAACUAUCCAUAUCCACAGGACGUUCAUAAUGCCCACGAGCGUAUAGUCUCGUUUGUGGAAUCUGAAGGGCCGUUUGAUGGAAUUUGGGGUUUCUCCCAGGGCGGCGCUAUGGCUGCCUUGAUGCUCCUCAUGCACCAGAAAUUAAACCCCGAUGGCCAAGAUUGGCCUUUCAAAAUGGCCAUAUUCAACUCUGCAUUUUUACCUUAUCGUCUCGAUUCCGGUUUGAUCACAUGGGAUGUGAAGCAAAAGGAUGAGCUGCAGGGCACAUACGAGCCAGGUGAAUUUGAUGCCUCGGGCGGCAGGGAGGUUGACUGGAUGAAAGAUCCUCAUACAACACUGGACUACUUGAUGAUCAAGAGAGUACAGCAAGACUUCAAGUUCCCGGCCCAGCUUCUUCUUAAGUACCAGCCCGAAGAUGUACCCGAAAAUUUGACCAUACCCUCUGUUCAUGUGUGGGGAGUAAAAGACGAAUACUUUUUUGUCGACGACUCUUUGUCGAAGAUGUUUGGUCCUGAUGCAUCCAAGAUGACGCAUCGUGGUGGCCACCACUUUCCCCGGUUUCCUGACGAGCUGGUACAUUUUGCCGAAUUGAUAAUCGAGACAGCUUCUACUCUUCCUUAG
Penicillium angulare is the source of this 804-nucleotide messenger RNA. RefSeq lists its product as uncharacterized. Gene Ontology annotation, cellular component: nucleus; cytoplasm. The record is from RefSeq and is a predicted model, not a curated record. The coding region runs from base 1 to 804 and encodes 267 amino acids. The transcript is spliced from 2 exons. NCBI's taxonomy places the organism in Eukaryota, Fungi, Ascomycota, Eurotiomycetes, Eurotiales, Aspergillaceae.